CUGCGUGAGUGGGUUUGUUGUUGAGUCCUCCGCGCCACGGUGGCGCUGUUUGCACGGUGAGACACUGAAAUGACGAAGAAAAAAAUCUCCGGAAACUGCUUUUUGUGAGCACGCGGUGCGUCCGGCCUUUCCGACGGAGCAGCGAAAAGGAACAUGGCCAAAAUCAAGGCAAGAGAUCUGCGGGGCAAGAAGAAGGAGGAGCUGCUAAAGCAGCUCGACGACCUGAAAAAUGAGUUGUCCCAGCUGCGAGUGGCCAAGGUUACUGGUGGAGCUGCUUCCAAACUCUCCAAGAUCCGUGUUGUUCGCAAGUCCAUCGCCAGAGUCCUGACUGUAAUCAACCAGACACAGAAGGAGAACUUGAGGAAGUUCUACAAGGGCAAGAAGUACAAGCCCCUGGAUCUGAGACCCAAGAAGACCAGAGCUCUGCGCCGCCGGCUCAACAAGCACGAAGAGAGCCUGCGCACCAAGAAACAGCAGAAGAAAGACCUCCUCUACUCAAUCCGCAAAUAUGCCGUCAAAGCUUAGAGGCAUUUUCUAGUAACAAAAUAAAAUCUGUGGAAAAUAC
This is a messenger RNA of Oreochromis niloticus (Nile tilapia), 565 nucleotides long. RefSeq names its product ribosomal protein L35 (gene rpl35). Bases 154 to 525 code for a protein of 123 amino acids. The transcript is spliced from 4 exons. Gene Ontology annotation, cellular component: ribosome; cytosolic large ribosomal subunit. Gene Ontology annotation, biological process: maturation of LSU-rRNA from tricistronic rRNA transcript (SSU-rRNA, 5.8S rRNA, LSU-rRNA); translation. The record is from RefSeq and is a predicted model, not a curated record. NCBI's taxonomy places the organism in Eukaryota, Metazoa, Chordata, Actinopteri, Cichliformes, Cichlidae. Gene Ontology annotation, molecular function: structural constituent of ribosome; mRNA binding.